CGACGAUGACGGGAAGAUCCGAUCCAAAACCGAAAGAUUGGAGUUUUCUCGUUGUCGGAACCCUAGCUCCGUCCUUCACAUCGAAAACUUAAAUACGAAGUAACAACCGCCAAGAUUUAAUUCAUUACCUUCUUCUCCUUCCCAGAAAUUUCAGUGUCUGAUUCAGGGUUCUAUUUCUUUUCUUCUUGGAUCUUUUAUUGAGCCAAUCUUCUAAAUCAGACAUUGUAAUCUUCUGUAAGGGAAAAUUCAAAUUUGUAUUGUUCUUGUUAUUUGUAAAUGGGAUAGAGGGGAAAUUCAAAUUUGUAUUGUUCUUGCUAUUUGCAAAUGGGAUAGAGGGAAAAUUCAAAUUUGUAUUGUUCUUGCUAUUUGCAAAUGGGAUGGAGGGAAAAUUCAAAUUUGUAGAGAUUCUUAUCAUUUUUUUUUUCUUUUGUACAGAUUGCAUAGGUUUUGCAGCAAUUGUACAACGAUCUUUCUUGAUAGGUCUUCUUUAAUCUUGAAACUGUUCUAGGAUUUUCUCUACUUGCUUUUAUUUUACUGUGAUUAUCUUCCAAGGUCGGUUACGAUGCAAUCCAAUCGCUCUGUUGCUCCAGCGAUUGAUUUGAUACCAAACCUUAAACCUCCUCACCAAACUUUAAAAUUUCACAGAAUCUUAGUUCUGUUAAUCACUUUCGUUGCAUAUGCGUCCUUCCACGCCUCAAGAAAACCUCCGAGCAUUGUCAAGAGUGUGCUUGGACCAACAAUCCCAGCAAACUCAUCAACCGUUUUGCCGAAUACGACUUUAAUUGAAUCUGAUUCGACCUCCAAUGGAACUGGGUGGGCUCCUUUUAAUGGCCCUGAUGGCACCCAGUUGCUCGGAAAGCUUGAUCUUGCAUUUCUUUCUGCAUAUUCUAUUGGAAUGUAUUUUGCAGGACAUUUUGGUGACCGUAUUGACUUGAGGUUGUUCCUUGUUUUUGGGAUGAUGGGUAGUGGUAUUUUUACGAUACUAUUCGGGCUAGGAUAUUGGUUAGAUCUUCAUUUCUUGUGGUUUUUCAUUAGUGUUCAGAUUGUGUGUGGUCUAGUUCAGUCAAUUGGAUGGCCAUGUGUGGUGGCAAUAGUAGGAAAUUGGUUUGGGAGAGCUAGGAGGGGGCUGAUAAUGGGGAUCUGGAAUUCACAUACUUCGGUUGGAAACAUUGUCGGGUCGAUUAUAGCUUCCUGGUUCUUGGAUUGUGGAUGGGGUUGGUCGUUUGUUGUACCUGGCGCCAUAGUGAUUUUCGUUGGCAUUUUGGUGUUUUCGUUUCUGGUUGUAAAUCCAAGAGACAUUGGCUUUGGAAACUCUGUUAGUGAGACUGAAUUGAACGCUGAGGCGAGUCCAGUUGAAAAUAUGGAGAUUGGAGAUUCUGAGGUGUCUCUGCUGCUUGAUGAUAACCUUUCGGAUUCUAUGGCUGCAAUUGGUUUCCUAAAGGCAUGGACGUUACCGGGUGUUGCACCAUUUGCCGUUUGUCUUUUCUUUUCGAAGCUGGUCGUUUACACCUUUCUCUACUGGUUGCCAUUUUACAUCAGGCACACAGCUGUUGCUGGUGUGCAUUUAUCUCAUAAAACAGCCGGCUUCCUCUCAACGCUUUUCGACAUUGGAGGUGUUUGUGGUGGAAUAUUAGCAGGAUUUAUCUCUGAUUUGAUUGAUGCCCGUGCAGUUACUUCAGUAAUGUUCCUACUGCUUUCAGUUCCUGCUCUACUUCUUUACCGUGCUUAUGGGAGCAUUUCCACUGUCACCAACACCUGUUUGAUGUUUCUUUCCGGAUUACUUGUCAAUGGCCCAUACUCGCUUAUUACAACAGAGGUUGCUGCUGAUCUCGGUACUCAGAGUUCUAUUGGAAGGAAUUCCCGCGCUUUAGCAACCGUAACCGCAAUCAUAGAUGGGACUGGAUCUGUUGGGGCAGCUCUUGGCCCUCUAAUGGCAGGGUAUUUUUCCAGUUUUGGAUGGAACAGUGUCUUUUUUGUGCUGGUUCUUUCCAUCUGCUUUGCGGGUCUCUGCUUGGUUCGCUUAGCAUACACUGAAAUCAAAGAAAAGUUCAGCGAAGGACGAUGGUUUUCUAGUACGCAGACCUCACCAACAGUUGUUUAAGAGGUCUUAAGAAAUUUUGAAAUUUGUUCACAGUUAGAGUAGUAGAUUUCUGAUAGAAAAAACACACUUGAGUUAGAGUAGUAGAUUUCUGAUAGAAAACAUACAUUUGAGUUAGAGUAGUAGAUUUCUGAUGGAAAACAUACAUUUGAGUUAGAGUAGUAGAUUUCUGAUAGAAAAAAUACAUUUGAGGAAUUUUUCGACCAUAUUUGUACAUCUCUUUAUCCUAUUCUUUUGUAUUCCUUAGAAAGAUUCAUGUACCAUACACAAUAAUUGAGCGUAGAAUACAAAAAAUAAUCAGAAUCUUUUGAUG
This is a messenger RNA of Benincasa hispida (wax gourd), 2411 nucleotides long. RefSeq names its product putative glycerol-3-phosphate transporter 5. Gene Ontology annotation, molecular function: transmembrane transporter activity. Gene Ontology annotation, biological process: transmembrane transport. The record is from RefSeq and is a predicted model, not a curated record. Gene Ontology annotation, cellular component: endoplasmic reticulum membrane. Lineage: Eukaryota; Viridiplantae; Streptophyta; Magnoliopsida; Cucurbitales; Cucurbitaceae.